Molecule: messenger RNA, 2709 nt
Organism: Penicillium daleae
Lineage: Eukaryota; Fungi; Ascomycota; Eurotiomycetes; Eurotiales; Aspergillaceae
Exons: 1
Coding region: 1-2709 (902 amino acids)
Source: RefSeq, a predicted model, not a curated record
AUGUUUUCCUCAAUCAGUACUCGCGAUCGUCUACGGAGAUCCAUGUCCACUCGUUCCAUGCGAAGAGCCCGUCCAGUUCGAGAGCCAGAGCCAGUCAACCCGGAAAUCGCCAAAGCUCAGGCAAAGGCGGCUGCAUCACGGGCAAUGCGCUCAAGCGCGUCCUCGGCGGAAUCCAAGGCAUAUGAUCGAUUAGGAGGGCCAGCACAGGUGGCAGUUCCUAAGAGGCGACCAGGUUCAAGCCUUCGGUAUACAGAAGACGAUGCUUCCGUCUAUUCCGCAUCCAUUGUACCUCCCGUGACGCCUCGUCAAUCUACGGAGAAGAAUGGGACGAAUCGAGGACAUACACUCGAAGACUUGGCCGCAUUGCCCCCAAUCACCGAGCUCCAGGGACUAGAUGGACGAGAUAGUUCGGUGCCUUCGUCAUACCGCCGACUGCGCAAGGCCAAGUCCAUGUUCUCAACCCGAGCUCGAUCUUCUCAUGUGCCAUUUGGGCCACCGCCGAUGUCCCCUCGAAAUGCCUGUGAACUAGAACGAAGUCCGGAAAUCGAGCUACCUCGGACCCUACGGCCUUCUACCUCCUUCAUUCGCGGCCGUCGCCAUGUCAAUCGAGCAAUUAGACAUGCCAAGAGCCACGAUGUAGCCAUUCAGCUCGCCCGCAAGCAGUUCAUGGAGGAAGCUGAAAGUCCGGCAACUCAGAUCAGGCGCUCGUCGUUCUUCAACCGACGCAAACGAGAACACAAGCCGUUUCGCAAGACGUUCCGAGUCACGAGCGAUACUGGGCCAAUUCCAGGCUCUACACCAGAACACGUUUCUCGACGGGCCUCGCGCAGUAGAUCUCGAACCUUCUCUUCAUCCAUCAAGAGCGGCUUCCGGCGUGUCUUCGGAAUUUCGAAGCCUGCUGGGCUUCAGCAAUCCGAGUUCAGACUAGAAGCAGAGGACCUGUCCAUCGCACGACCAGAUUCGACGCUUGAAAAUCAUCCUACUGGGCCUGCAAUCAGUGGCGACAUGAGUAUGGACCAUUAUCUGCUGUCCAGUCCUCUUUCGGUCGAUUCUCCAGGAGACACCAGCCUCUGCACAUCCAAAUCCCGCGUGACUAGCUGGGCAGAUUCGUCCGUCGCCAACACAGUGAUGACACGAAAGACCCGACACCGCCAGUCACUAUCUCUGAUUGAAGAGCAUGGGGAUCUGAACAAGCAAUUGCCCCAAGUGCCUGGUAAUCGCACCGGUCGCCAGCUUCCCCAGUAUGAAGAGACCAUCAUCGGAUCGGACAUCAAUGCCGGUGGACUCAACAAUUGGGCCGAUAGCAAUGACUUAUAUUCAGCGCUAAUGCAGAAGAUUAGACGGCAGGCUAUGCAUACACCCGAUGGAGAAAUUGUCUUUGGCACGGUCCCAGAACAUCGUGCGAUUCCAGAGCGCACAUCCUCGGUAUAUUCACAUCGCAGCAGACGCACGAUUCGGCACAUCCCCAGCGAAGAAUCAUCGAUAGCCGGAUCAUUUGCAACCGCACGUGUUGGUGACUCAAAGUCUCCACAGCGGCGCCAACCAGGGCCUCUUUCACACACUUCGGGCAAGUUUGCGCAGUGCAAAUCUGGCCAAGAGACCUAUUCGCCUCUCAACAAUUUCUCGGGGGCAAAGUCACCACGUUCGCCUUCCAUUGUCGGCGAAGAGCCAGACGAUGAUACUGGGAGUGUUAUUAUUGCUCGCUUUGGGGCUUUGCAAGCAGGAACUGGGUCUCCCAGUGUCUACUCGCGAACGACUAGUGGCAACACCCCCACAAAGAACUCAAGUGGAUGUGUAGCCAGCUUUAUCGAUGGCGAGACAGGAACUGCAACUAUAUUUGCUUCUCAGCGAACGGCUUAUAGCUCGCCGACUCGAACUGAUGGCUCCAUCCCAUCAAGCACCCCCAUGGAACCCAGUGCGGACUGGCAAAAGUGGAUGAGCUCCCAAAUUGAGAGGAUCGAAAAAACAAGCCCGACCAGAGAGCACCUUCGCGAGGAUACCCGCUUCGAGGACGAUGAUGAUCAGAUAUUCAUGGGAAUGCUGAAGCGGACUCCAGCACCAGCCCCGGAAAUUCAUGAGCCUUAUGUUCCUGAAGACGCAAGCUGUGUUGAUUCCUUACCACGGGAAAAUCCCAGGCCUCUGGCUCAAAACAAUUUCUCUCAUCCAUUCAGUCGAGCUUCUAGCGUACGAACCAUCUUGUCGUCGCAGAAGGUCCAGCCUCUUGAACCAAUGCAAAAUCGGCCAAAUCCCUCGGAUGCUGAAGAUGUCUCUGAGCCUUCUGUCUUGGAUACUUCGUCAAUGUCUGCUCGGAUUCCCAUCGGCCAGAGUCCAUCGCCAAUUCGCAUUAGAUCUUCCAACAUGCUCGCGCCUCCAGAGUCUCCAACUCCUCGCCGGACUGGUCCCGAGUCACAGAAGCGAUUGUGGACUCAGGAACAAUACCGACAUUACUCUGCUCGACGCCCAAUCGCAAAGGGGAAGUCCAACUCAUUCCGGUCAAUGUGGAGCUACCAUGAUGCUCACGGUACGAACAAUGAAAACACCCGACAGCAGGAAGAGCAUGACGAGAUGAUGGACGAUUAUCACAAACUCCAAGAUGUUCAUUCGACUAUUUCCAGCAAGCGCAUGGUGGACAUGUUUCUGGACAGUCGACGUCGGAAGAUGGGAAGAGAGGGAUCUGGGAGCACCGCUGCAGGCGAGGCGUUUAUUUAA